UAGGCUCUUCAUCAUUAGGGUCUCCAAAAGAGGAAGGCUACUGAGUUUGAUGGAAUCAGAGGAGGCGAGUUUCAUGGAGCUUUUGGGUUCAGAGUUACUCUAUCUUGCUCCUGACCAUGGAGUUUGUGAGAAACUCAGUCUUAAUUCCUCUUUAACCUUCACUCAGAGUUCUUCAUCCUCUUCAACAACAAGUAGUACUGCUGAGGAGGUGACCACUGAAACAAAAGCUCACAAGAAGCAGAAGAAAGGGCCAUCAGCUUAUCUGAGUACCAUCAAGGUAAAAAAGGAUAAGUUGAGAGACAGAAUCUCAACACUGCAGCAGCUGGUUUCACCCUUUUGCAAGUCUGACACUGCCUCAGUGCUGCAUGAAGCUCUUGGAUAUAUUAAGUUUUUGCACGACCAAGUUCAAGUUCUGAGUUCACCAUACCUGCAGCCAAGCCUGCCAAAGACUGCAAGCCUUCAGGAUGAAGAACAGAGGACAAGCGAUUUGAGAAGCAGAGGGUUGUGCCUCGUUCCUAUCUCUCGUACAGAGAACGUGGCAAAUGACAACGGCGCUGAUAUUUGGUCUUCUUCUACCUUUAGAGGAAGCAUCAACCUCUACUCUACUUGAAACACUGAGAAUUAGAGCACUCUUUGGUUUUUGCUACCACUAUUUUUGCAUAAAAAAGAAGGAAACGGUUGAUUUUGUGAAAAAAUUCUUCAUCAAAGAGUGACUUUUUUACGUGAA
Molecule: messenger RNA, 727 nt
Organism: Asparagus officinalis (garden asparagus)
Lineage: Eukaryota; Viridiplantae; Streptophyta; Magnoliopsida; Asparagales; Asparagaceae
Product: transcription factor bHLH113-like
Exons: 7
Coding region: 50-610 (186 amino acids)
Biological process (GO): regulation of transcription by RNA polymerase II
Cellular component (GO): nucleus
Molecular function (GO): DNA-binding transcription factor activity, RNA polymerase II-specific; protein dimerization activity; RNA polymerase II cis-regulatory region sequence-specific DNA binding
Source: RefSeq, a predicted model, not a curated record